This is a messenger RNA of Talaromyces stipitatus ATCC 10500, 471 nucleotides long. RefSeq lists its product as uncharacterized. The record is from RefSeq and is a predicted model, not a curated record. Bases 1 to 471 code for a protein of 156 amino acids. NCBI's taxonomy places the organism in Eukaryota, Fungi, Ascomycota, Eurotiomycetes, Eurotiales, Trichocomaceae. The transcript is spliced from 2 exons.
AUGUAUGAGGAACUAAAAGCUAGCGCUGAGACUGUUUCCUUCUUUCUUGAUGUUUGGAAGACAUCUAAUAAGAAGUAUAUUCUUGUUAUUUGCCAUUUGUCUACAGAGGAUUUCGAAGAUCGCCAGCUCGUUAUUCAUUUUGGUCAUUGUGUGUACGGGAAUCCUCAGUUGAGUAUCAGCACCGGAAUAUUAGUUAUUCCGCUCCACCUGCCCAGCGCACUGGGGAUGUCCCCUGUUGGAUUGUACGUAACAAUCUCAAGCGGUAUAUCUCAAGGUAUCAAAUUAUUUAAACCAACAGUCAUCUCAAGGGUUCGUUCCCACAUGGGUCACACUGGCGAAGACAUGGCCAAAGAGAUUCAAGAUGAGCUUCAAAACUUUGAUCUAGGCCAGAAACUCGUGGCUAUUUGCAAUGACAAUGCUAGUAAUAACCCUACACUCUGCCACUCUCUUCACAAGCUCCUCAAACAGUGA